Molecule: messenger RNA, 11939 nt
Organism: Rhopilema esculentum
Lineage: Eukaryota; Metazoa; Cnidaria; Scyphozoa; Rhizostomeae; Rhizostomatidae
Source: RefSeq, a predicted model, not a curated record
GUCUUACAUGAUCGCUAUAAGGAAAUGUUUUGAUAAAUCAUUGGGUUUUGAGCGUUGGUUCCUAUAUUAGAUGUCGUUUCUUGCAGGAUUGCUGUAAAAAUAGAACUUCUCACGCACCGAAGAAGAUUCCAGGAAAAACUUCUGACCAACUUAAUCUCUGUUAUUCACAAAGAAAAGGGAUUAAGCUUGUUAGGCCCUAGAUGCACCGCACAAGAUUUCAGGAAGAACUUCUGACACACUUAAUCUCUAUUUUUCAUAGAGAAGAGAGAUUAAGCCUGUUAGUAAACAAUGUUGAAUUUCCAUUGCACCCACCAAAAUUGCCAUUGAACCAAAUUCACAAAUCCUUCAAAGGCUCCGUCGUCCUGCCCCAGAGCAGGACGAGCUCUGGAAAAUGGAAAUGAUUAGCAAUUAACGCAUUAUUCUGGUGCCACAGAAUACCCAUAAUCAAGUCAAUCUUUGUAUUAAACCACAUUACAUUAGCCUAACAGCAAACAACCACUUCACACGCGAACUGCAGCGCGCUCAAAUUUCCAAGCCAAAAUCGGAUUAUCUUUGUCAAACUUGAAAAAGGGUUCUCCAUUUUCCACUUUGACAUAGAUAAUUAGUUUUAUGUUAGACAUCAGUACAUCUAGGGCCUUAGUAAACAAAUGCUGAUUUUCCAGUGCGGCCACCCAAAUUGCCACUGAACCAAAUUCACUAAUCCCUCAAAGGUUUAGUCGUCCUGCCCUAGAGCUUGAUCGUUAUAAUGUUUUGAUAAACCAUUGGGCUUUGAACAUUGAUCGGGUCCUAUAUUAGAUGUCGUUUCCAGCAGGAUUAAUGUAAAAUAGAACUUUUUUGUCAAAAGACAUUACUUCUUUGAAACUUUGUUUCCGUUUCCAGCUUGCUAGCAUGUUUUUACGAUCAGGUUCAUUCUCCAAUACCCCAGCAUUAAAAGCAACAACGAAUAAGAAUAGGAUGAUAAAGAGGUUGAUUCAAAGGGAUUUGUCUUCAGAUACAGGGAAAAGUUUAAAAAAGCUGGAUCCUAAUGAGAAGGAUUCUGAAAAGAAAAACUUUUCACAUUACAAAUCUCAGACCAGUUUUGAAACUCAUGGCACCCUGAGUUCAAGUCGCGUGUAGUCAAAUCUUUUUGAGUGGUUCGCCCUUAGAUUCACUUCGGCUUUUUUACCGAUUUGAAUGUAUGUAUGGAUAAAGAAAAGGUCACAAUAGCAGUCUGCUCGACGGACUCCAAGUAGUUCUUGCGGCGAAAAAUCGAUGAAAAUGUAGCAAAUAAGAAACGUCGCAAUAUUAGGCGAAAUAAUAGCCUUCAUCAAUUUACGUGUAUUUAUUGUUGUUUAUUCUCGUCGCAUUGCGGUGUUUCUUAUUUGCUACAAUCGAAUAUUCAAUUCGACAAAAAGUUAUCAAAUGAACGCAAUUUUUUCAAAUCAAGGCAAACUGGACUUCGAUAUGUCGUUUGCAAGGUUCUUCCAAUGUCGUUUUUUGAUGAAGGUUCUUCCAGUGUCAUUUUUCUUCCUAAAUCAUCUAUUUCUGAGUUGACUGUACCUAUGUAGUUUUUGGUUUCUAGACUGAAUUGCCUUAACCGUGAAUUUUAUCGAAUCGUCAUUUCACACAGCGGAAUAAAUAAGUGAAUAAGUGAACAAGUAUCACUGACAAGUAGAAUAUUAUUGAUGAAAAACUUUCAGACAGCAAAUUUCCGUGACUGAAAAAUGAAGGAAAGAUUUGUGAUGAAAAUGAUGAAAAGGAUGGAAGUCGAGCAUGUCAGCAUUUUGUCAGCAUUUUGUCAGCUUGUCUUGAUGGCAUUAUUCCAAUCAAUUAUAGCUCCAAAACGAAAUGAUAUUUAAUUGUUAGUUGCAUCUGUAUUCCUUUCCAAAUUUUCGAAAAGGAUAAGAAUUAACUUCUAAAGUUUUGAUUAGCAUGAAAUUUGUCAAAUCGAGUUAGCUUUUACGAAGAGAUUAAAUUUUUUAGGGUGUUAGGAAAAGUAGCAAUUUAUGUCCAUCAGAUUCCCUUUUUCCAAUACCAGGAGCAAACGCUUGUACUACCGGGGUCAAAAAAUUUUUGCUCUGGAAUGGUAUCCAAACUACUGAACAUGGCUUCUAAACAAUAACUAGUUGAUUAGAAACAUCUGCGAGAUUCAUCUGCGAGAUUUACCAGUAUUUCUAGCUUUAAUGCAAAUACAGUCAAAUCCCGCUAUCUUGAAAUCGAUUAUCUCGAAAACUCUCUAUUUCAAACAGAUUUUUAUUUCCCUCGUUUUCCUGUAGCGCUUUGUACAGUAAUGAAACGCAAUAUCUCGAACAAUUCGCUAUCUCGAACGAAGUUUUAAACCCUUGAACGAAAAAGCCUGGAUAUCUUGAACAAAAAGUGACAAAAAUUUCCAGCUAUUAAUUGUCAAAACAAUGUGAUAACAUAACAAUAAUUUUUUAAAAUUAGAACGAUAUUAGGUUGUCUGAAACUCCUUUGCUAUCUCCAAAGUUUACAUGAUUGCCAUUCACCACAGCCACACAGGAACUAAAUUCAUCUGCCCUGAGAAAGAAGAUCGUCUUUGCAAAUCUGCCUGUCUUUCCUUUCGGUAGAUGUCAUACAAUUAGUUCAUUUUUCUGUACACACACUGCGCAUUUGUCACCUAUGUUUUGUUUGCCUCUCCAAUCUUGAGCUGCUAAAUACAAUGAUAAACAUGGUGUGCUUGGAUAAAAAAAUUCACUUCGAAUUCAGUUCUGUUUAUAAUGGGUAUUUCUUCUGUCACUGCUACUUUGACACCAGCAAAAAAAACAAAACCAUUGUCUUUUGCAAUUUUGCCACGAAGAAGCACUUCAAAAAAUAAAGCAAACUUCACUAAAAGACUACAAUGCCUGCCAAAAGUCUUGGAACACUGACAUCAAUUUCCAAGGUCAAAACCAAUCAUCCCCCUCUCCCCCACGGAACAAUGUUGGUUUACUAUCAAACGGAUUAGGAUUUUAGGAAGCACUUUCUUUUGCGCUUCUUUUACGAUAUUUCUCUAAAUCAUCAACAUUGUUUGAGGAGGAAGGGGGCGGAAGUAGCAAUUUUUUUUCAUGAAAGGAAUGAAAGAUAUCAAAUGCAGCGUAAAUUGGUGGGUGUUCCAAGUACUUUUGGCAGGCAUUGUAUGUUAGUUCAGUUCGAUGUUUAACGAAGAUUUGGAGAUAAAUGAGCCUUUUUCCUUGAUUGUUUACACUUUGUUAAUGUUAAUGCUUGGUGGUUUUAUCAAAAUUAAUCUAUGGUGUUUAUGACAAUAAGGCUGUGAAAAGCAGUCAUCUGUUCACAAAGAAAGUCAAAGCCCUUUGGAGCAAACCAUGUACACAAUCUGAUAACCCAAUUUUUUGUGCAAAAGAGGUUUUUUCGACAGCACCUUUCCUCCUGCUUCUUGUGUUUGUUUUUUUCAAUUUUUUUGUUUCUUGUUGUUUCUUUUUUGCUUCUUUUCAUUAUUUUGUUUACUUUUGCUUAUUUCGUUUCGUUUUCUUCACCUUUGCUUCUUUUGUUUCUUGUUGCUUCUUUUUGAUCUUUUGUUUCCUUUUUUUCUUUGUGUUAAUUUUGUUGACUUUUAUUUCUUUUCACUUCUAUUUGCUUCUUUUAAUUACCUUUUUCUUCGUUUUGUCAAUUUUUUCCUUUUAGUUUUUAUAAUUCAAAUUCAAUUAUUGAGAUCCAUUUACAGAGCAUUUUUAGGUCUGGUCAUGGUAUCCGAAAUCUAUCCAAAAUAAUAAAGUAGAGAACGAGUGUCUUAUUUCAAGCACUACAAGCACUAAUAGAAUAUGUAAGUCUGCUAAUGAAUAUCUUUUUUCAUUAGUACGCAGUCAUUCCAUUAUUGAUUUGCAUUUCAACAAAGCAACUUAACAAUGCAGGGACACCUAAGUUCAGGUAUCAGGGCACCUGUUAAUUGACCAGGUACAUGUAUUGAGGCAUCGAAUUUUGCUUAUAAGUUAUCAGAUUCAUACAUUCCCAGCGUGUUUAAAAUGCUCAUUCUUGGGAUAUUAUAAGAUUUUCCUUGUGAACGUCUCCAUCGGCUGUUGUGUUGGAUGCUGGGUAGUAAAUUUUGCCGUUCCAUCAUUCUUCCUUGAAAGGAGAAACUCAAAAAAGCAAGAUUUGGUUUGGAAAAAGAAAACAGCACCAAUUGAAGAACCAAAAAUCUUUCAAAAUACGAGCAGUAUAUAUUUUUUUGAUAAUUGGCAAAGUGUUUGACAAUGGAGCUGUUUGCAGUUACAAAGAUCCUUACAUUUCAAUUUGCUUUCCAAAGAACGGAAGCUACAAUCCACGGAAUCUUUGAAGUUGCUGCGCAUGAGAAGGUUUUCAAAGAAGCAUUGAUUAAGCUUAAUGUCAGUAUUACAAAUGCAUCUUCACACUUUGCACUAAACUUGAGUUUAAGCCAAUUUGUGGACAAGGGAAAUGACAUUGCAAAAGAGUUGAAUGGACACGGGAGAAGCGGCGGAUAUGUCGUUAAUGACUUUAGCAAUGUGAAAAACGAGAUCUUCAGAGAAAUUUCGAAUCAUGCAAAAGGCAAUGAAAGAAUUCAUACAGAUAAUGCUUUCAGUGGCCUUGACCGGAUUACAAACCAUUUAUCUGAAGUUGACGACCUGGUAAAGUUGGUCAAUCUAAUUCCUCUCCCAUCUAAAGGAAUAUCCGUCGUAGUGGAUGACUCGCAAUUUGGACGUGCCUCGCUUACCCGCAUUGUUGAGAAAUGCGCAGAGAAUGGCCUAAAUAUUACAGGCAUGCAAAUGAUAAGCAAUGUGGAUAAGGGGACCAUAUUUGCCUUAAAUAUUCACAAAAGCAAUGUGCUUGUUGUUGAUGUUGAUGAAAAGAAAACGGUUAAAAUCAUUCACAUGGUAAAAGAGUUGGGCCUGGCAGGGUAUCGCGAGGAGUUGCAUUGGAUGAUGACCACACGAUCUACUGGACAACUCGACAGGCAAUGCAACUUGCUUCCUCACACAUAUCGAUAUAUAGAUAAUGUCUCUGUUUCCGUGUCUUCCGACUUCAUCAUGGAGAAGAUUCAGCGACGAAACUUGGCUAGUCUGAAUCGGAAUCGCAAUGGAAUUACAGGAAAGAAAUCAUCUAUCAAAGAAUUUAACACCCACACUCAAUCGUGGUUUUCUCUGAAUGCGCUAACAAUGCAGCCUGAAAAGCAUUCUCACUCUACAAGCAAAGGUGAAGAUUUGCAGCCAGUUGUUCGAGUGGCAAUCGGGCACACCGCUGCACCCUGGGUGAUUGUGGAAGAGGUGAGUAAAACUCACACCGACCGAGAAGCAUGUGGUCGUACUGGCAUGUUGGGAGAGAUGCAUGUUAAUGGAACAGGAACUGUGAAGAUAUGUGCUUAUGGCUAUACUAUAGAUUUACUAAAUCUUUUGAAAACAAAGCUCCUUUUUGAGGCUGUAAUUUUCACCUCAAGAGACGGAAAAUUUGGAUCUUAUGACUUAGAAACAGGUGAAAGUGAUGGAAUUGUUAGAGAAGUGCUUGAAAACAAAGCUGAUAUUGGUAUAGAUCUGGCGGAAAACAAAGAAAGGUCCAAAGCACUUUGGUUCUCAAACCCCCACAUUAUUGCUCCGAUGGCCAUAGCCUACGUAGAGAGAAGCAGUUUUGAUGAAUCGAGUAUUUUUGGCCCUUUCAGUAACAAUCUUUAUAUCGGAAUAAUUGGAAUGAUUGUAGGGCUAGUUAUGAUUGUUUUUGUAAUUGAACGUGUCAGUCCUUACAGUGGAUUUCAAAUAAAAAAAAGAUGUUUAGACGACAUGGAAGACUUUGGUACUUUAGACAGUGCAACGUACGUAUGGGGCACCUUAUUUACAGGCGAAAUAAUUGAAAAGAAACCGAAAUCAUCUGGAAGUCGGACAAUGGUACUUGCUUUCUCUUUUGUAUCCGUUGUUAUAUUAUCGGCAUAUUCUGGAAACCUCAUCACCUACCUGGUAGUACUGGAUGAAAGGCCUCCAGUCUCAGGAUUGCUUGAUCCAAAGAUAAUCGGAAAAGAGAGUACAAUGAAAAUUGGGAUCCCUGGCAGUACAGUUAUUGAUGGAUUGAUCAAGACUCAUUCGGAUGCCAGAGUUAAAAACCUUUAUGGAAGACUGACGCACUGCAUAAGUCUUGAUGAAUGUGUGCUGAAAUUGAGGGAAAGGGAAAUUGAUUUAGUUAUGUCUGAACAACCGACUUUGAGAUACUAUGCAUCGAUUGAUCACAGCUGUUCGUUAAAAGUCAUAGAGCUGAAAGAUCGAGAUCUUGCGGUGGCAGUCGUAGCACGCAAAAAUUGGUCAUGGAGGAGAAGGAUAAACACAGCUAUCAAUGAUAUAGUUGCAUCCGGAAAUGCUGACUACAUUUAUGCCAAAUGGUUUGGAAAAGCUCCUUGCAAAAGAACAAACACUUUCUUUAGCCUAGAUAUCAUGAGACUAAAGGAUCUGUUCGUCUUGCUUGCAGGCUUUAUGGCUGGGUGUAUUUUUGUAAGCUUAACUUUGAGAAUUGUCAGCAAGUUUUACACGAAGAAGAAAGAUGACACAGAUGAAGAAAAUGAUUGAGUUUAAAAUCAACAAUUUGUUUAAAUGUCCGAUCCUAAAACAGGAGCUUUUAAUCAAAUUUCAGCCAGGAGAUUUUUGAGAGAUUUGGAAAAUUGAUAAUUGCAUCAAAAUUCUUUUAGGGAUCAGUAGUAGGUGUCUUGCAAUAAGAGGUGUGCUGACCCGUCUCGCGUGCAAAACGUACAUAAAUGGAUAAAAUAUAAGAUUUUUCUAUUGAUAUCCCUAUACAGAAGAAUAUGGUUGCAUACUGUAUGCUCCUAUAUUUAAAAUCUGAAAAAGUCGAGAGGACUGAACAAUAGCACUUAAAAUCUCAAACAAUUUUCUAGCCACCCUUUCUUUUUAAAAAGUUUUUUAGGGACCAUAUCAACUUACUAACUACGGGGGCAAAUGCCCCUGCAGCCCAAGUGACUUCCCUUUGUUUAUAACAAUAAGCUAUUGUCCUCUUCUUGAUAUUAACAAAUGCUUGCCCUGCAACCAAUUUCUCUCCCUAAAGGCUUUGGAGCUAUUGGAAUAAAAGUAGGUAGAUACAAGACAUUGAUUAAGUGAUAGGUACUAAUGAUGAAAUUAGAUAUCGUCAUAUUUAUAGCUUAAUAUUUCCUUUAGAAAGAAGUGAUCUCCUUAUAAAACAGCUUAAAUGCUACCAAGGCAGGAUGCCUUUAUCCCUACCUGGACAAACUGCAAGGGUAUAGAUGGUAUCUUAUUGCAAUAGUUUGAAGUUAUAGCUAAGAGUCAAUUUUACGUAAUUUUCGGUUUUUUAAAGUUUUGGAAUGGUGGAACAUACCACAUUCAGCUAGCGCCGAGAAAUAUGUACGCACACGGUAGUAUCUUUCCAGUUUUUGGCGUUAAAGAACUUGAAAAUGGCUUAAGUAAACAUUUUAUAACAUGUUGGCUUAAAGACCGGUAUAGUUGUCCAAUCAGUGCCACGUGCCUAAAGAAAAUUUACCACUAGAGUCCAAGAGAGAAAACAAACUCCUUCUGUCUACAAAAAGCCGCCAUUGUUAGAUUGAUCGACAAUGGCUUUUUCCAAGGUCAGAAGAAGCUGAUCAGGACACCAUUUUAAAAAAACGUUUAAAGGUUAAAAGGCCUUGCAUUCUUACAGAUUUAAAAAGGAAGAAAAAUAUUCUGUAAGAUGAUCCCCUCCUCGAGGUUUUCAACCAUCAACUCUUCAUGGGAUUGUAACUGUAAUGCCUUUUGUGCACUCUUUAUCACAGACGUCGUAAUCUGUAAUAUUGAAAACUAGACAUUUAAAUUAUUUCAUGUUUCGUUUAAUGUUAUUCUUUCAAUACCAUUUUUCACGACCUUUUGUUUGUAAACGUGCAAAUAAGACGUAUUUACCUCAAUUUCAAAUUCAAAUUCAAAUUCUGGUGAAGUACCGUCCAUUAUAAUGCAUGCUGUUACAUACUCUUUUUAAUUUUUUUUAAAUCUUUAUUUUGCAUUUGUAAUCUUUUGUAAUUCUGCACUUGUAAUUUAUGGUAUCCUUUAAACAAGCGGAAAAGUUACCAGGAGCAAACGCUUGUACUUCAGGAGUCACAAUAUUGUUGCUCUGGAAUGGUAUCCAAACUACUGAACAUGGCUACUAAACAAUAACUAGUUAAAAAAAAACACCUGCGAGAUUAAUCUGCGAGAUUCAUCAGUAUUUCUAGCUUUAAUGCCAAUACAGUCAAAUCCCGCUAUCUUGAAAUCGGUUAUCUCGAAAACUCUCUAUUUCAAACAGAUUUUUAUUUCCCUCGUUUUCCUGUAGCGCUUUGUACAGUAAUGAAACGCAAUAUCUCGAACAAUUCGCUAUCUCGAACGAAGUUUUAAACCCUUGAGCGAAAAAGCCUCGAUAUCUUGAACAAAAAGUGACAAAAAUUUUCAGCUGUUAAUUGUCAAAACAAUGUGUGAUAACAUAUCAAUAAUUUUUUAAAAUUAGAACGAUAUUAGGUUGUCUGAAACUCCUUUGCUAUCUCCAAAGUUUACAUGAUUGCCAUUCACCACAGCCACACAGGAACAAAAUUCAUCUGCCCUGAGAAAGAAGAUCGUUUUUGCAAAUCUGCCUGUCUUUCCUUUCGGUAGAUGUCAUACAAUUAGCUCAUUUUUCUGUACACACACUGCGUAUUUGUUACCUAUGUUUUGUUUGCCUCUCCAAUCUUGAGCUGCUAAAUACAAUGAUAAACAUGGUGUCCUUGGAUAAAAGAAUUCACUUCGAAUUCAGUUCUGCUUAUAAUGGGUAUUUCUUCUGUCACUGCUACUUUGACACCAGCAAAAAAAACAAAACCAUUGUCUUGUCUUUUGCAAUUUUUCCACGAAUAAGCACUUCAAAAAAUAAAGCAAACUUCACUAAAAGACUAUGUUAGUUCAGUUCGAUGUUUAACGAAGAUUUGGAGAUAAAUGAGCCUUUUUCCUUGAUUGUUUACACUUUGUUAAUGUUAAUGCUUGGUGGUUUUAUCAAAACUAAUCUAUGGUGUUUAUGACAAUAAGGCUGUGAAAAGCAGUCAUCUGUUCACAAAGAAAGUCAAAGCCCUUUGGAGCAAACCAUGUACACAAUCUGAUAACCCAUUUUUUGUGCAAAAGAGGGUCUUUUCGACAGCACCUUUCCUCCGGUAACUGCUUCUUGUGUUUGUUUUUUCAUUUCUUUUUGUUUCUUUUUGUUUUUCCUCUUUUCCUUUUUCCCCUCUUUUCUUUUGUUUCUUUUUGUAAUUUUUUCCUUUUUGUUUCUUUGGUUUCUUCUUGUUUCCUUCUGUUUCUUUUUGCUUCCUUCUGUUUCUUUGUGCUUCUUUUCAUUAGCUUUAUUUCUUUUCGUUUAUUUCGUUUCCUUUUGUUUCCUUCUUUCUUUUUGUUUCAUUUUGUUUUUUUCGUUUCUUUUUCUAGUUCUUUAGAUUUCAUGGGAUUUCGAAAUAUGACAAUGUUUACUUGAAUUUAGAAGUAGUUAUUGCGUAGUUUCAUUUGGUACUGUGCUGUUGUCUAGCAUUCUUUCUAUGCUGCUACUAGAUGGGUUAUUGAAUGACAGCUGUGUUUUACCCAGAAAAUAGAGUUAAGGUUGCCUCUUGUUCAUCAACUCAAAACAUUCCAAAUGAAAAUGGAACUGGGUAUAGGCAAGCGGCACUGAUUGGGCAUUCUCAACAGUCAUUUGCUCGCGUUUCUGAUUGGCCUAUUUCCUUGCGUAGAGUUGUUGAUUUAUGUUCUGAUGUUUUAUACUCUGAAGAGUGUGAAAGGAUACGCAAAUGUUUGCUUUUUUCAAAGCCAUUUUUAAGUUUUGUACCACAAAAAGAUUGUUUGGAACUGGUUAUAUUAAAAAAGUUGUUUCCAAAUUAAACGUUAUGGUCACAUUUGCUUUUUUACUCUCAUCAAUCCCUACGGGUCAAUAAAAAUGCUUUUUUAAUUUACAUUUCAACACGAAAAGUUAACCUAGAGUGUCAAUGGCUCAAAGGGUCAUAAAUUUGGUGCUGAGCCCUUGUAUAGGCAAUUUUAGCCCUAAAAUAUUUUAAACUUCAUGUUUGUGUUUCUAGUAGAAGAUUCUUGUCACGUUUCUAAAAAUUGUUGCUUUUUAAGUUUUUUGUUAUGAAAAUUCCUACUAGCCCUUAUUUUUACCUUCAACCAUUUGUCUCCAAUCACUGAUACUAAGCCAUUGAGUGUUGAUCAAGCGACAAUGAUGAAAGGAACUGCCUUAUACUCUCUUUAUUUAAGCUAGAGUUGAUUAUACGUAAGAUUUUUCAGUCCUCGCAAUCCGAUUUAAAAUAGCCUUCUUUUAUUAUUUUGAUGAUAUCAACAUAAAAUAAGAAAACUAAAACAGUCUAACUAAACCAUGGUUUUUUGAAUGCACUGUUUUGAGAACCAUAGACUUUCUUCCCAUUGCAUAAGAAUACUUUAUAAUUAUUGAUCAUUUUUAUGUCUUGUCAUGGCAAAAGCAUCGGAAAUUAAAAAGUAAAGAACGAGUCUGCUAUUUCAAGCACUGUUAGAAUUUUUUAAUCUGCUAAUGAAUAUUUUUGUACGUUAGUACGCAGUCAUUUCAUUGUUGAUUUGUAUUUCAGCAAAGAAACUUAACAGAGCAGGGACGCCUAAGUCCAGGUAUCAGGGCACCUGUUAAUUGACCAGGUGCACGUAUUAAGACAUCAAAUGAUGAUGAUAAGUUAUCAGAUUGAUACAUUCCCAGCUUGUUUAAAAUGUUCAUUCUUAGGAUGUUGCAACGAUAAGGUUUUCUGGACGUACUCUUCCAUCGGCUGUUGUGCUGGAUGCUGGGCAGUAAAUUUUGUCAUUUGCUUGAAAUAUAUUCCCACAUAAUGUAACGUUACUUAUUGAGCAUUCCAUCAUUUUUUCUUGAAAGAAAAAUCUAUCGUGGAAGGAACAAUAAUUGGUUUGGAAGCAGCUCUGCUACGAACCAGAUCAAUUUUCAUUUUUUAAUGACUGGUGAUGUGUUUGACUAUGGAGCUGCUUGCAACUUUAAAGAUCUUCACAUUUGCAUUUGUUUUCCAAAGAACGGAAGCAAGAAUCUACGGAAUCUUUGAAGUUGCUGCGCAUGAGAGGGUUUUCAAAGAAGCAUUGGUUAAGCUUAAUAUCAGUAUUACAAAUGCAUCUUCAUACUUCGCACCAAACUUGAGUUUAAGCCAAUUUGUGGACCGGGGAAAUGACAUUGCCAAAGAAUUGAAUGGACAUGGAAUAAGCGGCGGAUAUGUCUUUAAUGACUUAAGCAAUGUCAAAAACGAGAUCUUCAGAGAAGUUCUUAAUAAUAACAAAAGCUACAAAACUGUUCAUGCAGACAAUAAAUUCAAUAUAGCAGACAAGAUUCCAAACCAUUUGUCUGAAGUUGACGACCUGGUAAAGAUUGUCAAUCUAAUUCCUCUCCCAUCCAAAAGAAUAUCCAUCGUAGUGGAUGACUCGCAAUUGGGCCGUGCCUCACUUACCCACAUUGUUAAGAAAUGCGCAGAGAAUGGCCUAAAUAUUACAAGCAUGCAAAUGAUAAGCAAUGUGGAUAAGAGGACCAUAUUUGCCUUAAAUAUUCACCAAAGUAAUGUGCUUGUUGUUGAUGCUGAUGAAAAGAAAACGGUCAAAAUCAUUCACAUGGUAAAACACUUGGGCCUGGCAGGGUAUCGCGAGGAGUUGCAUUGGAUGAUGACCACACGAUCUACUGGACAACUCGACAGGCAAUGCAACUUACUUCCUCACACAUAUCGAUAUAUAGAUAACGUCCCUGUUUCCAUGUCUUCCGCCUACAUCAUAGAGAAGAUUCAGCGACGAAACUUGGCUAGUCUAAAUCGGAAUCGCAAUGGCAUUACAGGAAUAAAAUCAUCUAUCAAAGAACUUAAUACCCACACUCGAUCGUGGUUCACUGUGAAUACCCUAACAAUGCAGCCUGAAAAGCAUUCUCACUCUACAAGCAAAGGUGAAGAUUUGCAGCCAGUGGUUCGAGUGGCAAUCGGGCACACUACCGCACCCUGGGUGAUUGUGGAAGAGGUGAGUAAAACUCAC